Caenorhabditis bovis is the source of this 1404-nucleotide messenger RNA. Lineage: Eukaryota; Metazoa; Nematoda; Chromadorea; Rhabditida; Rhabditidae. The record is from the annotation of a GenBank genome assembly.
AUGCGAAAAUUUUACGUAAUUUUCCAAUAUUUUGUGUUCCUUUUCAUCGCGUUCGCCUCGAAUUUCAAUUAUGGAUUCUCGACGACAUAUGUGAACACGAGUGCCGAUGAGUUCAAGAAUUACCUCAACGCGUCGUAUCAUUUCCAAUUGACCGAGUCGCAAUACGAGCUCGUCUGGAAUAUUUUCCUCAAUUUCUGGUUCAUCGGCUUCUUCAUCGGCAUCUGGGUGAGCCCGAUUCUCAAUGAGCGAUUCGGCAGAAAAGUCGGUUUUCUCGUCGGCAAUCUGACGGCGUUUCUCGCCGCCGUCGCCCGAUGCGCCGCCGUCUAUUGGCGCUUUCCGAUAGCGUUGAUCAUCGCGCGCUUCGUCACCUCGAUCUGCAUGGCCGUCACCUAUCAAUCGUGCAUCCUAUUCCUCCAGGAGUGCUCGCCAACCCAUCGUCGCGGCCACUUCUCAUUCUUCAGCGAGAUCUCCUACUCGUCGAUGACGAUGAUCGGCAGCCUUCUCGGCACCGACUAUAUUCUAGGCACCCAUCUGGUUUGGCUGACGGCGUGCGUAGUCCCGUUCUGUUUCGUCUUCACAAUCCUUCUACUAUUUCUGCCGGACACGCCGAAAUAUUUGCUCAUCACCAGGAAUGACGAGGUCGAAGCGUGCCGAUCUGUCCGAUUCUAUCAUGGCGAUGAAGCCGACGCCAAGCAGGUCCUUCUAGACAUCCGAAUGGAAGCCGAAUGCGAGUCGUCCGAUGACUCGACGACUCUAACCAACAUCAAAGACCUCUUCAUCCAUUCGCAUUUGCGAUUGGCGUUGAUUCUAAGCGUGUCAGCCCUUCAAAACACCGUCGGCUUCUGGGCGCUUCUCCUCUCGUCGACGUUCUUUCUGGAAAACGCGAAUCUCGAUUUGACAAUCGCGCAAUGGAGCACAACCGCAAUGCUGUUGGCCUAUGUCGUCGGCACGCUGACCGGCGGCGUUUUGAUCGAGCGAUUCGCGCGACGUCACAUCCUCCUCGCAUUCACCUUCAUCAACAACAUCGCCCUUCUCGCGUUCGUCUUCUUCGCCAAAAUUCGAUUGCUGAUCGAUGCGAUGAAAUUCGGCUGCCUCGCUUCUCUAAUCUUCUACGGCUUCACAUAUGGAACCGGCGUCGGCCCGAUUUCGUGGUUCAUCUGCUCCGAACUCGUGCCGCAACGAUAUCGCACAAGUGCCCAAUCAGUCUCCUACGCGAUUAACACAAUUAUGGUGGUGAUUAGCACGUUCACCGUACUACCGUUAUACUCAGCCAUCGGCAGCUACGCAUUCGUCAUACUCUAUUCGGUGCCAUCGUUUAUCAGCAUGUUAAUUCUAUUCCGUUGGUUGCCCGAAACCAAAGGUCGCGAGAUUUACGAGAUUGUCAAUGAAUUGAAAUCGAAAUAA